Molecule: messenger RNA, 1473 nt
Organism: Impatiens glandulifera
Lineage: Eukaryota; Viridiplantae; Streptophyta; Magnoliopsida; Ericales; Balsaminaceae
Product: lysM domain receptor-like kinase 3
Exons: 1
Coding region: 141-1406 (421 amino acids)
Biological process (GO): protein phosphorylation
Molecular function (GO): protein kinase activity; ATP binding
Source: RefSeq, a predicted model, not a curated record
AUAAUAUUAAUAUUGUGAGAAUGUGACUUCCAUCACGCUCAUACAGGUCUCCUUCCUUCCCCAAUAGAAACACCACCAGCACAAGUCAGGCUCGCCGUCGCCGUCGCCGUCGCCGUGAAAUUCAUCUUCUACUCUGCCGGAUGUGCAAAACAAAAACGGCAACAGACGUAGCAGAGCCGUCUCAAGUUGCCGAGGCAUAUCGAAGAAGCUCACCGAUCAUUACGCCACGAACCCCAAAGUCUCAACCAACAUUCAUUCCCUCAACCACAUCAAGCUCAAGCUACCUUCUCAACGCAUCUCAGAUCACCACCGCAUCUUCUCUUUCUAGCGCUACAUCUCAACUCUCCACCCUCCGUGACUCCUUACCGGAAAACACUCAGUUCUACGACUAUUCCGAGAUCCGUUCCGCUACCAACAAUUUCCUCGCCAAGAGAUAUUCCUCCUCUUCCACUCCAUCAUGGCGCUGCAAUCUUCGCGGCAAGGAUGUAAUCGUAUUCCAGCGUAAGAAGUUACGACGACGGUUACUAAUCAAUCACCACGAAUCUCAAUUCAAAGAACGGCUGACAGCGCUAUGUAGCACUCACCAUGCUAGUAUAAUUAGCCUUGUUGGAGCAACUCUCUCCUCCUCCGAAUCCGAUUACGUUUACCUAGUCUACGAUUUCGUCUCCGGCGGAUCAACUCUUGCGGACUGUCUACGAAAUCCUAAAAUCUCCAAUUUCACGUCUCUUCCGACGUGGAUGUCACGGAUCCAGAUUGCGAGUGAUCUCGCACAAGGUUUAGAUUACAUACACAACAAUAUCAGAAUAGGAUCGGAAUUCAAUUUUGUACAUAAACAUAUAAGGAGCAGUAGCGUUAUCGUAACGGAACCAUCUCUUAACGCUAAGAUCUGUCACUUUGGAACCGCCGUUCUCACCGGAGAGAUCGGAUGGUUGAAUGAAAUCUCGUCGGAGAACCGGUCGAUGCAAUUUGAAGGCGAUCGAGGAUACAUGUCGCCGGAAUUUCAGUCGAAUGGUAUUCCGACGAAGAAAUCCGACGUAUUCGCAUUUGGAGUAGUGAUUCUGGAACUUCUAUCUGGUGAGGAGCCUGUAAAGUAUAGAUUUGAUAGAGAGAGAAGUAAUUACCAGAAAUUUUCUGUGAUUGACGCCGCUAAGGAGGCUGUUGACGGAGGAGAAGGGAGGCUGAGGAGUUGGAUUGAUAGGAGGCUUAACGACUCGUUUCCUGUUAGUGUUGCGGUUAAACUGACACGCGUCGCGCUUAGAUGCGUACACGUGGAUGCGGUUGAGCGACCCGAUAUGAGGCGGGUCGUGGGAAAGAUAUCCGAGUUGUAUUUGGCGUCUGCUGAUUGGUUGACUAGGGUUAAGCCGCAUCCAUCUGAUCAUUUUACUGCCUCAUUUGCCCCUCGUUAAGAGUUUUUUCAAUUUUAAUUAGAAAAUUAAGUUGACAUUUUGUUAAAAGAAAUAAAGUAUGGGCUCU